UUAAGGUUGGUACAUCGCCCGAACCAUAGAUGGCUGCAGUGACACUGACAACUCCGAGGAAAAUUCAAAUACGAGAUGAAUGGAACAAAAUAGGAAAAUGGAAAAUUCUGGAGAGUUGGACAUUGGCAACUUGCAGGUUCUGAUUGAUAACUAUGAGUUCCUGAUACAAGAUUUGACCAAUGGAAUUCAAACAUUUCAAAAUACAGUGAUCUCAGUGAAAAAGUGAAGAGUGUGGUGGUAGAAAAUGACAAACUUUCAAGGGAUAUUUCGUACCUCAUUAGUAAAGAGCAACAGAACCAAAGUGGAGAUUCUAAUCAGCCAAAAAUUAUAGAAAAUUUAAAAAUGCAGCUCAGCCUAAUAGCGACAGAGAAAGAUUACGCUAUGCAGCUAUGGCAUAACGCUAUCACCAUGAUAGACCACUUGGAGGAGGAACUUAAAGGCUAUCAGGAAGGUAGAAACAAUUAUAUUCCGAAAACAGAAGCUUUAAGGUUGAGAAAAGAGUGUGACACAAAAAUUAAAACUCUACAACAAGAAUUGACGAUAGCGAGGGCAGCACUUUCCAGAAAAAAUUUCAUAAAUCUCGAUACAUCUAGCAGUGAAUUCCUGAAAAAAGAAGAUUCCUCAACUAAAAUUAUAAAAAACUUGGAAGAAGAGAUUCUAGCGUUACAAAAAAGACUGAACCAAUCUAACAAAGCGAAAGAUGAAUUGAACAAGACUAUAAGCAAGCAAAACAAGAGGAUAAAAUCGUUAGAAGACAAAAAUAAAGAGUAUGUGACUAAAGUUAACGAAGCAGUACAAGUAGUGGAGGCUGCUUGCUUAGAAAAAGAUUUCGCUAUUAUCAGAGAGUUAGAGUCAAAAGAUGAGAUGGGCAAAAUUUCUAAAAGUCUUCUAGAGGCCAUAGAACAGGCGGAGAUGAAACUAAAGUCAGAGGUGGACCAGGUCAAAUCCGAUUUCAACACUAACCUUAAGUCCGUAUUAGAAGACCUGAGGAAGGCACACAGCGAUUCCCUGAUCAAACAGAACGAGAUCAACACGUACGCCAAACAGUGUGCCCUUCUACAGAAUGAGAUCGAGAGAUUGCAGACCAAAAAGUCCAUGAUUGAGAACGAACAAGAUGGCAACUCUAAGUUGUUGGUGUUGGAGACAAACCUGGAAAGAACGUUUCAGAAAUUGCUGACUUCGGAAAAGGAAAACAUAGUUUUGACUGCGGAAAUCAACAGGCUCAAAUCGGAGAUGAAAGACAUGAUUGGUCACUUCGAGAAUGAUAUGAAAAUGAGGGAGGUGGAAAAGACCAGACUGAACAACAAGAUAGAGCAGUUGAAGGAGGAGAGGAUAGAAGGGGACAAGAAAUAUGUGGAGCUGAUGGCCGAGCUGGAAGAUAUGAGGAGCAAGUUGUUGGAGAUGAAGCGCGGUUUCAAGGAGGAGAUCGAGCAGAGACAGAACGAGAUCCGUCUGUCCCACUCUGAAGAAAUCGGCAAUAUUAAAAAAGAAAACGAGCUAAGCCUCAAAGAACUGGAAAAUCAACUGGUCUCCCAGAUAGAAUUGAACAGAAAAUGGCGGGCGGAAACAAAAAUAAUAGUUGCCAAACUUGAGGGUCAAAUCAGACACCAGAGGGAAAACGUGAAGAGGCUACACAGGGUCGUUUGGAAUCUGAAGAGAAGGUUGAAGGGGAGAAAAAACAGAAAGGUCCAACCCGACCUAACAGUACUAAUGGAUUCCUCUCAAAUCGAAACUAAGCCAAGGAAAUUUGUGGAUACCUGAUGUUGUCAAUUUUAUAAUUUUGGUAGGACUGAAAAAAUAUUAUAUAGUAAAAUAUAGGUGGAACUGCAACUA
Molecule: messenger RNA, 1833 nt
Organism: Harmonia axyridis
Lineage: Eukaryota; Metazoa; Arthropoda; Insecta; Coleoptera; Coccinellidae
Product: melanoma inhibitory activity protein 2-like
Exons: 7
Coding region: 343-1761 (472 amino acids)
Biological process (GO): cilium assembly; clustering of voltage-gated sodium channels
Cellular component (GO): centriole
Source: RefSeq, a predicted model, not a curated record